Messenger RNA from Grammomys surdaster, 2140 nucleotides. It is a transcript of the gene Mnmip1, whose product is annotated as SH3 domain containing 21. The record is from RefSeq and is a predicted model, not a curated record. The transcript is spliced from 16 exons. The coding region runs from base 27 to 2021 and encodes 664 amino acids. Lineage: Eukaryota; Metazoa; Chordata; Mammalia; Rodentia; Muridae. Gene Ontology annotation, molecular function: protein binding.
GGCUGUGCAGGGCGCCCCCAGAAGUCAUGGAGGUCCUGGUCCUGGCCAGAUACCGUGCGCAGACGGAGGACGAGCUGAGUCUGGCUCCGGGGGACGUGAUCCAGCAGGUGUGCGCGGGGCCCGCUCGGGGCUGGCUGCUUGGGGAGCUGCGGGGUCGCCGUGGUCUCUUCCCCAAGCGCCUGGUGCAGGAGAUUCCCGAGGCCCUGUGGGGCGUCACCGAGUCCAGACCACGCUUUCCGCGCCGUCGCGGUCACCCUAUCAACUCUCGGGACCCCCAAAGAUGGUGCAAAGUGAACUUCAACUACAGCCCAGAGCAGGCAGACGAGCUGAAGCUUCAAACUGGGGAGAUUUUGGAAGUGAUAAAGGAGAUUGAGGACGGCUGGUGGCUGGGAAAGAAGAACGGGCAGUUGGGAGCCUUCCCAUCCAACUUUGUGGAAUUGCUGGACAGUGGGCCCCCAAGCCUUGGAAAUACAGACAUGCCUUCAAUCAUCCCUAAUUCACAGAGGCCGCCUAAGCUGAGCAACUUGACCUAUGACAGCCCUCCAGACUACCUGCGGACAGUCUCUUGCCCUGAGACCUGCAGGGUCCUAUUUGACUACCAGCCCGAGGCCCCGGAUGAGCUGGCGCUGCAGAAGGGGGACCUGGUGAAAGUUCUGAGAAAGACAACCGAGGAUAAGGGCUGGUGGGAAGGAGAAUGCCAAGGCAGAAGAGGAGUUUUUCCAGACAAUUUUGUCAUCCCACCGCCCCCAAUCAGGAAGCUGAUCCCUCGGAAAAUUAUAUCUCGGGAAUCAGCUCCUAUUAAGGAAACAAAGAAACUGAUGCCUAAAUCAUCUCUACCCACUGUAAAGAAGCCGACAGCAACGACCUCUGCACCUGGCAGGGCCAAGAUACCUUCAACACCCACUGGAGACAGCCAGAAACGCCCCUCCCGAAACUCUGGCUUCAAUGGCAGCUGCCUCACUGGGGGGCCCAGGCAGCCUGGGAGAAGGGGAUCCAGAACCCAGGCUUCCCAACAGCAUUCUGCAUCCAGUCAGGAGGAUGAACAGAAAAGCCCAGGAAAGGGUCCCUCCAGGAAUAAAACCCCCACUCCAGAGAAGACUCGGCUUCCAGAUAAAGCCCUUGACCAAGAGAAGAUCCCGGCUCCUGACAAAGUCUCCACUCCAAAGAACCCUGUUCCAGAGAAAGCCCCGGAUUCUGACAGAAUUCCCACUCCAGAGAAUACCACUCUGGACAAGGCUGCCACUCCAGAGAGCACCCUUUCUGGGGAUGAGGCAGCUAAGGAUGAUGCCUGUGACCUGAAGAUGGCCCCUCAUGAGGACAGUGCCCCUGCAUUAGUAAAGAUCUUGACCCCAGAGCACAUGAUUUUUAAAGAGGAGCCUUCAAGAGACAACACUCAAUGCCAGCACUUCUCUCAGGAAGAAACCACACAGAGGUCUGAGUCUCCUGCAUCCUCAAAUGACAUCCAGGUACCAGGAGAGUACUCCCCACAGCCUAACUCCUCAGAGAGGUCCUGCUGUCACGUGAAACAGGUGAACAGCUCCCCAGCGCAGUCCAAGGCUGAGGAUCUGUCUGGUGUGGAGGAGGCCAAUGUUUUAGAGGAGCCACUAGCCAAAGAUGAGACAACCCUACACAAGGCACCCCCCAAAAAGCUGCCUUCUGAAGAGGUGGGUCCCCAAAAGCAGGUGCCUCCUCCUAAAGAGUCAAUCCCCACUCCCCAAGUGCCACAUACUAUCAAGCAGAUUCCAGACCCUGAAGAAGCUCCCACACUUCAUCCCUUGGCCCCACUAACCUCUCUCAAAAGCCAGAACUACAGCAUGGAUGUGUUAGAGUCGUUAAAGGAGGAGGUGGGGUCGCUAAGGAGCAGGCUGGAGCUUCUGGAGUUGAAGCUGGAACAGAAGAUGGGGGACGUCUGGGAGGAGAUGAAGACUGAGAAGCUCCAGUCGCCGGAGGUUCAGAUGAUGCAGAGGAACCAGAAAUCCUUCAAACACGCACAGACACAGACGGAAACACAGACGAAAUGAGAGCAGGUUCAGGCCGAACCUCAACCCAACCUGGAGAGACAUCUAUCCUGCUUGGGCCACCCCGGUCCUUGCACACAACUUUGAGAAACUCCAUGGAAGUAAAAAACGCUGAACUCUCA